AUGAGCGCAGCUGCCGGUCACAGACAGCCUAAGUGCCAUGUCCUUAAUUUCUCCUAUGACAAGAAGGAGAACUGCGAGUUGACGGUUUUUAUCAACAGUGUCCGAGUUCACAUUGAUGUUAAUGCUGAGAAGUUCAAGGCAGGCUCAGGUCCUGCUGCCAAGCUGGGCCGCGAGUACAGGGAGCUUCUGUCAAAGGUAAAGGAGGCGGACGAAGACUUCUCAAGACCGUGUUCGAAGGAGAAUCUGAGAAAUGGAGGCAAGAAGCAGGAUUCCGGAACGAGGGACACAGAUGGCGACAACGACAGUGGCAUCGACAUGAGUGAAGGUCACGACAAGAUUGCCUACCCUGUAAAGCAAGCACCAGAAGAUCCAGAGAAGACGUUAAGUGAUUGGAUGCUAAAGCCGUUCGGAGCUAUCUUCGCUGAGAAAGCUCCUGCAUCUGGCGUAGUAAGAGAGCAGUCUGUGCAAGAUUGGUAUAGAACCGCGACGUUGUUCUUUGAUCUCGAGUUUGAGAAUGGACAACUUGUUGCUAGAGAGUUAGAAGCGACAAUCGAGCUUGAACAGCGAAUGAGCGAUAUCGUCCCGAGAAUGCACGCGCCCAAAUACAUCAGGACUGACAACAUACUGUGGUACCGGGCCGAACAGCUGACCGUCUUGGAAGAAGAUGAUAUGCCACCACCGUAUCACCCCAGUCUCGUGAAAGUCGGCGAAGAGACCUUUUUCUUGAAGAUGAUUGAUCCAACACAACCACAACCCUUCAAGCGUGAGAUACAAAUAAUGAGGAAAAUCGAAAAGCUGGGUUUGCAUGAGAAGUUGAGGGUUCCGUUAGUGAAGGGUCUCGUAGGAUUUGAAGACAGCAAAACAGAAAUGAUGGGCUUUCUCCAGACCGUGGUCGAGGAUCCUAUACCAUUAACCAAACUGUUGGACGACGAUGUACCACAACGCAAACGCGAUUUAUGGGCUAAGGAGUCAGAACGUAUGAAGAACUUGCUGCACGAGCACAAAAUAAUCUGGGGAGAUGCUAAAGCUGACAACUUUCUUGUUGACAAGCAUGAUAACCUAUGGAUCAUCGACUUUGGAGGUAGUUUCACCGAAGGAUGGGUGGAUGAGGAGCUCAUGGAGACUGAGGAAGGGGACGAUAUGGGUGUGGCGAGGAUAGUAAACGCCUUACAUGAUCCGAGUGCCAACACUUUUGAUCCGGAUGAAGGUAUGCCACCCGCACAUGCUGCAUCCCUAGCACCACACGGACGAAAGCGCAAGACGUCUCAAACGACCGAAGACGAUACCAAUAGUGAAGCCGGAGAACAGGCUGAGGAAGAGGCAAUCCCGAGAAAGCGUGUGCGAACAGGGACCGCGACUGAGUUGAAGCACGAGCAAUCUGAGAGCGAGGAAGAGGAAGAAGUGGUGGAAAGCCCAGGUGCACCAUUCAAGUACCAAGACCUGGAACUCGAUGACAGUCUGCGCCCAGACGAGGCACAUGUACGCAUCAAAGCUACAGGAAUAUGUCCCGACGACAUGAUGUUUGCCACGCAAGACAAAUUACCGGACAUGUUCCCAUGUGUUAUGGGCCACGAAGGUGCAGGGAUCGUGCAAGCAGUCGGUGACAAAGUUACGGCAGUACAACCUGGCGACCAUGUUGUGAUAGUGACAGCAAGCUGUGGCGAGUGCGAAUACUGUGAACGAAAGCUACCUGCCUAUUGCGACGAAUGGUUUCAGCACAACUGUGGUAUGGGUAGAGCAGAUGGGUCUAAGUCUUUCCGUCUUCCCAAAAGCGGCAGGAGAGUGUGCAGCCACUUCUUUGGACAGAGCAGCUUCGCACAAGAUAUCUAUGUGAAGCAAACUGGGCUAGUAAAAGUACCCAAAGAUGUGCCCUUCGAGAAGCUAGCACCUCUAGCUUGUGGCUUCAUGGUCGGAGCGGGCGCAAUGCUGAACGUGGUACAGCCAAUAAGCAGGAUGACUGUCGUGGUCGCCGGUACAGGAUCUGUCGGUCUUGGUGCCAUCAUGGCAUUGAAGAUGUUACCGAAGCCACCGAAAAAGAUCAUUGCUGUCGACAUCUUACCUUCCAGGCUAGAAGUCGCGAGAUCCAUGGGCGCUACUCAUGGAGUGAACAACAAAGCACACAAAGACCUAAUGCAAGUAUUAAUGCACAUCACAGGUGGUGCAGGCAUUGACGCCUCAAUCGACACGACAGGGGAGAACGAUGUCAUACAGAGUCUGGUGCAUGCGACAGCCCGAAAAGGAAAGGUCGUUACAAUAGGUACUGGAGAUACAAAAGCAGAAGUCACCCUGAACCUUUUCGAACUAGUCCAAGCUGGCUGCACCUACAUUGGUACUCAACAAGGAGACGCAUACCCCCGAGAGCUCGUACCAAGGUUGAUUACGGCCUACAACGAAGGGAAGUUUCCCUAUGAUAAACUCACCAGGACCUACCCAGCAAAGGACGUUGAACAAGCUAUACUCGACAUGCGAAGUGGUAAGACUAUCAAGCCUGUGUUGCUGUGGGACUGA
Messenger RNA from Lithohypha guttulata, 2508 nucleotides. RefSeq lists its product as uncharacterized. The record is from RefSeq and is a predicted model, not a curated record. Bases 1 to 2508 code for a protein of 835 amino acids. Gene Ontology annotation, molecular function: zinc ion binding; oxidoreductase activity. NCBI's taxonomy places the organism in Eukaryota, Fungi, Ascomycota, Eurotiomycetes, Chaetothyriales, Trichomeriaceae. The transcript is spliced from 2 exons.